This is a messenger RNA of Diorhabda carinulata, 18254 nucleotides long. RefSeq names its product low-density lipoprotein receptor-related protein 1 (gene LRP1). The transcript is spliced from 41 exons. The record is from RefSeq and is a predicted model, not a curated record. The coding region runs from base 297 to 14294 and encodes 4665 amino acids. NCBI's taxonomy places the organism in Eukaryota, Metazoa, Arthropoda, Insecta, Coleoptera, Chrysomelidae. Gene Ontology annotation, molecular function: calcium ion binding; protein binding.
ACUCCGUAUUUUUUUGCGGUAGACGAGCAUCCGAGAUCGUAGGUACCUGCUCGAUUUGUUAUUGUUUUGUGUUUUUGUUGUCGUUCACCCUGAAACCCAGCUACCUUUUUACAGAAAUCGUAACCGUCCUAAGAUGCUACCCUGAGAAACAUUCUUUUGUGGAUCUGUGAGCGUGUUUUAAACAAAAAGAAUAAACAGUUAUAGAUAGUUAUCACUAUUUUUUUUAAUAAAUUCGUUGAAUAAUGGUAUGAACUAAAAUUUAAGGGGUUGUUUACGUCGUUUUUGCCCCUUUCGAGAUGUUGUAUGUGUUCGUAUUUGUAGUGCUUUUUGCAUUUUUAGCAAAAUCUCAGGAUAUUCAGGAUCCUUCGGAUACGUUUGGAAUAGAAACAGGGGGGUUAUGUGCGAAUAACCAGUAUAUGUGUAAGGAUGGUAAAUGUAUUCCUGCUAGCUGGGUCUGCGACACCAGCUUAGAUUGCGACGAUGGCAGCGACGAAACUGAAGAUUGUCAAAGGAAACAUAAUUGCAGAGCGGAUCAGUUCCAGUGCGCUUUGACCAAAAAAUGCAUACCUACAGGUUGGGUGUGCGACGAGGAAAAAGACUGCGGCGUUUCCCCCGACUUGGGUCCCGAUAUAUCCGACGAAGACCCGAAACGUUGCGCGAAAGAAGCCAAAUGUAAGUGGAACGAAGAAUUAUGCGGAGAAGGUUCGGAAUGUAUACCGAUAAAAAAAUUUUGCGACGGACACGGCGAUUGUUUAGGUAACAGCGACGAAUGGGAUUUUUGUCGAAACGACACCGUAGUAUGCGACAAAUUACAAUGUUCGUUCGGUUGUAAACCGACGCCGAAAGGUCCGCAAUGUUACUGUCCGGACGGAAAGAAAAUUUCGGAAAAUAAAUGCGUCGAUGCCGACGAAUGCGAAAUUGAAGAAUCUUGCGCUCAACUUUGUAUAAACACGAUCGGUUCGUUUUUAUGCUCGUGCGUUUCUGGUUAUAAACUUAAUGGGACUGAAUGUACCGCGAUUAAUUUUCCUGCGGCUGAACCACCGUCUUUAAUUUUUUCCACCCAAACGGAAAUUCGUAGGGUGACUUUGGAAGGUAAACCUUUUCCUGGUAACUCAACUCUACGUCUUCUGAAUAGCAACGCUUUGGAGUUCAUUCACAGGAAUCACACUGUUUGUUAUGUUCACCACAAUGUGACUAAAGCUCACUUUAUGUGCGCUAAUAUCAACGAUUUGAAUCAACGUUGGGCGAACGAUGUGGAAUCGCCUCUACUAGAAAUUGAUUUAGUACAACAACUCGCUUUGGAUUGGAUAACGGAAAAUUGGUACUUCAUGGACGACCAAAGGGAAAUCAUACUAGUUUGUACACAUAAUUUGAGAUGGUGUCAUAUUCUAGUAGAAUACGAUCUAAGUAAACCAAGAGCUAUAGCUCUGGAUCCGACGACCGGUUAUUUAUUUUUCACCAAAUGGGGCCACUCUUCACCGAUGUUAGAAAGGAUACAUAUGGACGGUUCUAAUAGAAUAUCCAUCGUUAACCACACCAUCGUCUACCCUUAUGGCAUAGCCAUAGAUUUUCCCACCAAAAGAGUUUUUUGGGUAGAUACCUAUUUAGAUUACGUAGACAGUGUCGAUUACGAUGGUAAUAAUAGAAAGACUGUAUUGAGAGGUACCAGAGUGCAAAAUUUGUAUGGAAUAACAGUUUUCGAAAGUCGUUUAUUCGUAUCUUCUUGGUAUAAUAGCAGCAUAUUAGAAUUACACAAAUAUAAACAUCGAGAAAAAAAUGUCGUUGUCAAUAUCAGCAGGCCUUUUAAUGUUUAUGUAUUCCACAGGCAACGACAACCAGAUGUCGCUCAUCCUUGCAAAACAAUGAACGAUUGCGACCAUCUUUGCGUUCCGAUAUGGAACGACGCAAUAGCGAUAAAAAGAUGCGUCUGCGCAACCGGUUACACUUUAACAAAUGUCACUAAAUGCGUAACCAAAAUGCCUUCCAAUUUCCUAAUCAUAUCGAAAAGCCGUCCGUUUUCAAUAAGAGGAAUAGAUUUGGAUACAGGGAAAGAAACAAUAGUUCCUAUAAUGAAUAUUGGCAGGCCUAAAGGAUUAGAUUUCGACGUUAAAACCAGAUCGAUAUUCUACGCGGACUCACACGCGAUGACUGUUAACAGAGUGUCUAUAGAUAAUACGACGGACCGGACGGUUAUUAUUAACAACGUCAUGUGCGACGGAUUGGCUUUCGAUUGGAUAUCGAGAAAUAUAUAUUGGACCAGUUUGGAAAGAGGAAGUAUCAGCGUGACUAAAUUAUCGAAUACUUCCGUAACGAGGACUUUAAUAGAAAGUACUAAUUACAGUCCAACUUCCAUAGCGGUGGAUCCUUAUAACGGGGUGAUGUAUUGGGCGGAUUGGUCGAGCUUAUCUCCGGAAAGAGGACGAGUAGACACCGCCAAUAUGGACGGUAGCAAUAAAAGGGUCUUCCUUAGCGAAAAGAUACACUGGCCGAGCGGUUUGGCGAUAGAUCAUCAGCUUAAGAGGAUCUAUUGGGGAGAUAAACAUUUAAAAAUUAUACAGAGCGUUAAUUUUAACGGUAAAGAUAGAAGAACGGAAAUUUUGGGGAAAUUACAAUCGCCUGUUAGUCUAGCUAUUGGGUUUCGAGGAAAUCAACAUCUGUACUUUAUAGAGAUGGAAAAAGGUGCUAUUAUGUCUUAUAGGAACGAUACUGGAUUGAAGAAAGUGUAUCAAGGGAAUUUGCCUUUAUAUGAUGUUAAGUUGUUCGAUAGCGAAGGACAAAAAGGAGACAACGAUUGCUCAACAACGACGUGCCCCGAACUGUGUUUACCUUUACCCGAUCGAAAAUCGGUGUGCGCUUGCUCUGACGGAUUUCGAUGGAACAACAAUACAUGUAUAAAAUCAAAUAAUGUUACAACUCCGACUAUCUGUCCCCCCCAAACGUUCCAAUGCGCGCAGAAAAAACACUGUAUACCUAAUACGUAUUUGUGCGAUGGCGUAGAUAACUGCGGAGACGGUUCGGAUGAAUCCGCCGAUGAGGGCGGACCGUGCGCCAACGUUUCAUGCGGAGAGAACCAAUUAAAGUGUGAUAAGACAACCUGUAUAGCUAAACAUUGGGUAUGCGACGGGGAGAAAGAUUGCUUAGAUGGUACCGAUGAAGAUCCACAAACUUGUUCGAAAGUAUGCACGCCGAACCAAUUCAAAUGUGAAAAGUCGAGGAGAUGUAUACCGAUGGCUUGGUAUUGUGAUGGAGUCCAUGAUUGCGGAAAUGACGAUGAUAGUGACGAAACUGAUUGCCAGAAUUCUCCUUGUGAAAUGAACGAAUUCGCAUGUAAAAAUGGUCAGUGUAUCGCUUUAAAGUAUUACUGCGAUUCUUUAAAAGACUGCGACGACGGUAGCGACGAAAUAAAUUGCCUAACUUGCAAUCCCCUAAUCGAGAUCCCCUGUAGACCGAAAAACGAAUGUCUGUCGAAAUCUCUAGUGUGCGACGGCAAAACUAACUGUCCCGACGGUUCCGACGAAAGAGAUUGCGAACCGAAAAUUGAAUGCGAAGCCGACGAAUUCAAAUGCUCCAAUUUCGAAUGCAUACCCAAAGAUUUCGUAUGCGAUUCGGAUCUGGAUUGCAUUGACGGUUCCGACGAGAUGAAUUGCGAUCCGGGGAGGAUCAGAAAUGCCACGGCUAAUAAAAAUCAUAGUUUCGUUUGCGAGCCGUUUCACAAGGCGUGCGAUAAUAAUACGAAAUGCAUUUCGCAUAGCAAAUUGUGCGAUAACAGACAGGAUUGUGCGGACGGUUCGGAUGAGAUCGACGAAAUUUGUACAAAUUACAACGCGACCGAUUUAACAUUCUCAACUACCUGCGAAUACCCGUCCAGAUUAUGCGACAACGAUACAAGGUGCAUACAGGUAGACGCUCUUUGCGACGAAAGAAAAGAUUGCGACGACGGCUCGGACGAAGGUUCGAGAUGCUCGGAAAGACUUUGCGAACACAGUUUUACUUGUUCCCACGAUUGUCAUAACGCUCCCGAAGGAUUAUUAUGCACUUGUCCGAAACAUUUGCAUCUGCAAGCGGAUAAAGUUAAUUGUCUGGCGACGCAUCCCUGCGAAGCGUGGGGCGCUUGCUCUCAACUCUGUAUUCCAAGAGGUUCUCGAUACAAGUGUACGUGCCAAGAAGGUUAUGUCAUACAAGAUGACGGUUUCACGUGUAAAAGUACCGACAGCGGACGACCUUACGUCAUUUUUAGUAACCGCCACGAACUCAGAGGCGUCGAUUUACACACGUUCGGUUUAAAAUCGUUUAUAGCCAGUUUAAAAAAUACUAUAACGUUAGAUUUUUAUUAUUCGAACGAUACGAAUAUGAUUUUUUGGACGGACGUCAUAGAUGAUAAAAUUUAUAGAGGAACUGUCGUGGGAGGAUCCUUGGGGAACAUUGAAGUUGUAGUACAAACGGGACUUACCACUGCGGAAGGACUAGCCGUCGAUUGGUUAGGACAAAAUUUAUACUGGGUGGAAAGCAAUCUCGAUCAAAUAGAAGUAGCCAAAUUGAACGGAAGUUUCCGUCGAACUUUGGUAGCCGGGGAUAUGGAAAGUCCUCGAGCCAUCGCCGUAGAUCCAAGAGACGGAUACUUAUUUUGGACGGAUUGGGACAAUCAAUUACCGAGAAUAGAAAGAUGUUCUCUAGCAGGAUUAGACAGAAUGAUUGUUGUAAAAAUCAGUAACAACGGAUGGCCGAACGGUUUAACUCUCGAUUAUACAAUAAGAAGAAUAUAUUGGAUAGACGCCAGAUCGGAUUCGAUUCAUACUUCGAAUUACGACGGCGGGGAUUUACAUGAAGUUAUGAGGAAUCACGAGAUGUUGUCUCAUCCAUUUGCGAUAACCGUUUUCGAAAAUUAUGUAUAUUGGACAGAUUGGCGUACAAAUAGCGUGGUAAGAGCGAACAAAUUCACUGGAGGCGACGUACGAGUGAUACAAAGAACUCUAUCUCAACCGUUCGACGUAAAAAUUCUACAUCCAAGUCGACAACCUCGCGAUGGUAUAAACCCUUGCGGUACAAACAACGGCGGUUGUUCACAUUUAUGUCUCAUACAUUUUAACAACGUUUAUAAAUGCGAUUGUCCGCACGUGAUGCGCUUAAGCGAAGAUAACAAAACGUGCGUCGUCAACGAUAAAGUUUUAUUGAUAGGAAGGAAUAACGAAAUACGAGGCGUUGAUAUUUUACAACCGUAUUAUCACACAAUACCGACUAUUAGUAUACCACAAGUUUCGAGUCCAGUACAAAUCGAAUAUCUGGCUAAAAAUAAAACUUUAUAUUGGGCCGAUUAUCAUAUAAACGAAAUAAAACGUACAAGUUUAACGCACGGACCAUCCGAAACCCUCCUAGAUACCAGUUUACAAAACCCAUCGGGUCUAGCGGUAGAUUGGAUCUCGAAUCUCUUAUACGUUUCGUCGAGAGUCGGUAUAACGGCGUCUAACCUCAAAGGUGAAUACAUAACGGUAAUAAUCGACAAUUCUAACGUCUUAUCGGUGUGUUUGAAUCCACCAGAAGGUCAAUUGUUUUGGAUUUCGUCUUCGAACGAUACGGAAAUUAUAGAAGCCAGCGCCAUGGACGGUACUUCUCGUAGAAUAAUCGUACCUUACACUAAACCGAAUUCGAAAAGUUUAACUAUCGACGUGAAAUCGUCGGCGUUAUUUUGGAUAAGUUCUUUGGAAGUAUAUUAUAGUAGUUUGGACGGUACUAGCGUGAGAAAAUUGAAAUUAUCCGAACAGGUUACCGUUUCCGCUAUAGCGGUAUACCACGAUAAACUGUAUUUCGCCGACGAUAACGAUCAAUCGAUUCAUUCCGUUGAUAAAUUGAGCGGCGAUAACGAUACGAUAUUGAGAAAUAGUACCGGCGGUGUUUUAGCCUUGAGGAUAUACGAUCCCGAAGAACAGAAAGGGACGCAUAUAUGCGAAAAUAAUAAAUCCGGUUGUAGACAUUUGUGUUUACCGAUUUCUACGACGAGUUUCAGUUGCCAAUGCGCUAUCGGGUAUUAUAAAGAUCCUAGUAACUCCUACGAGUGUAUAGGAGUCGAAGAAUUUUUGUUUUAUUCGAUAAAUUGGGAGUUGCACGGUUUAUCGUUAGACGGUAAAAACGAUACGCAAGUUUUAGGACCGAUUUCUAGAAUAUCCAGUGCUACUACUACCGAUUACCUAGCCGACGAAGAUCUGGUGUUUUGGGCCGACAGCGAACACGGUACUAUUAGUAAAGUACGUAGAGACGGUACCGAUAGAAAUUUCAUCUUAGAACAACCGGAAAUAUUAGAAAAUACCCCCGUGGAUUGGUUGACUGGUAUGGCUAUCGAUUGGAUAGCCAAAAAUAUUUAUUGGUGCGACGCGAAGAGAGGUACUAUCGAAGUAGCGCGGUUAGAUGGUACUAAACAAAACGUUUUAUUAUCGUACGAAAUAGGGAAACCAAAUUCGUUAGCGGUGGAUCCACUUAGAGGGUACUUGGUAUGGUCUAGUGGUACCAGAAUCGAAAUAGCUACUUUAGACGGUCAAAAUCGAAGAUUAUUAGUAACGGACGCCAAAUUCGUUUCUGAUGUAACAUUAGAUAUGUUAAACGAAUUUGUAUAUUUCACUGAUAUACAAGCGAAUACCAUAGAAAGGGUUAGUUAUUACGGUAUGAAGAGAUCCGUUAUGCUCAAUCGAUCUUUAGAGAAUCCAAUCGCCUUAACAUUUUAUAAAGACACUAUUUAUUGGCUGGAUACUACUUAUGAAAAAGGAAGCAUCUCUUCCGUUUCAAUUUCUAAUUUAACCGAACCUAAAUUACUUCUAAACGAUUUAGGAGAUUCGCUUAAAGAUAUACACGUAUUUUCUAAAGAAAAACAAAAAGGUACGAAUCCAUGCGGUACCGAUAACGGCGGCUGCGAACAAUUGUGUUUAUUCAAUAGUACCCAUCCCGUUUGCGUUUGUUCCCACGGAAGAAUCUCCUCCGACGGUAAAACUUGCGAACCUUUCGAUAGUUUCGUCAUGUAUUCCAGAGUGAUAAGUAUAGACUCGAUACAAAUGGUCGGCGAUAAGAAUCUUCAGAAUUCGCCACAACCGACAAUUAGAAACGGUACGAUGUUGAAAAACGCGAUCGGUUUAUCGUUCAGCUACAAACAUCAGCGAUUGUUCUAUUCGGAUAUACAGAAGGGAUCCAUAAACGCGGUUUACUUCAACGGCAGCGAUUAUAGAACUAUAGUGGAGAGACAAGGUUCCGUUGAAGGUCUAGCUUACGAACAAGUCCAUAAUUCUCUAUAUUGGACUUGUAAUAACGACGCUACUAUCAAUAGAGUUAAUUUAACCGAUAAAUUAACGAAUUCCAGCGUCGUGGAAACGAUAGUGCGUAUGCGCACUCAAGAUAAACCGCGCGGUAUAGCGGUGGACAGUUGCGGUAGUCGCGUCUAUUGGUCGAAUUGGAAUCCGCAACAACCUACUAUCGAAAGGGCCUUCUUGACCGGUUUCGGUAGAGAGAGUAUCAUUAAAACGGAUAUAAGGAUGCCAAAUGCCAUUACUUUGGACCACAAAGCUCAAAAGUUGUAUUGGGGGGACGCCAGAUUAGAUAAAAUAGAGAGAUGCGAAUACGACGGGACCAACAGAGUCGUUUUGGCCAAAGUGACGCCACAACAUCCUUUCGCAUUGGCAGUCUACGGAGAUUUCAUUUAUUGGACAGACUGGAUGUUACACGCGGUGAUAAGAGCUGAUAAACUAACUGGACAAUACACGGUACUUCUUAGAAGAGACGUAGCUAGACCCAUGGGUAUAGUAACGGUGGCAAAUGAUACCGAAGAUUGUUUUUCGAAUCCUUGCUUAAUACAAAAUGGAUUCUGCGAGGAAAUAUGCGGAUUGUCAGCUUCUGGACAGGUCGAAUGUUCUUGCCAAGAUGGACGCGUGUUGUCAGAACAAGGUAGAUGCAGAGCUAAAAUCGUCACCAACUGCACCAACGACGGCGAUUCCUUCAGAUGUUCAGACGGUGGAUGUGUACCGUUCCAUCUUACCUGUGACGGUAUUCCUCAUUGUGCCGACAGAUCGGACGAGGAACCUGGGUACUGUGGUUACCGUUCGUGUCCUUUAGGUUGGUUCCCUUGUCAAAAUAAGAUGUGUAUAUCACUUAAUUUGACUUGUAACGGCGUGGACGACUGCGGGGAUUCCACCGACGAACAAAACUGCUCUUGUCCGGAAGAAACUCACUUCAGAUGCAAAAACGGAGAAUGUUUGGAUAUUGCGCAUAGGUGCGACAACGAACCGGACUGUCAAGAUAAAACGGACGAAAUCGGUUGCGAAAUGCCGAAUUGCAAAGAAAAAUAUGGUGAACAUUUCGCAAAUUGUAAACUUACAACAACUUGCAUACACAAAGACUGGUUUUGCGACGGCGACGACGACUGUUGGGACAAUUCCGACGAAGAAAAUUGUACGUACGCCAAACCGACUUGCGACAAAGACCAAUUUUCUUGCUUAAACGGCGCCUGCAUCGAUUUGAAAUUGAGAUGUAACGGUAUUCCCGAUUGUUUACACGACGACGUAAGCGGAGUAGCCGUCGACGAAGUUAAUUGCGGCACAGGUAACCAGUGCAGGUACGAUCAAUUCCAAUGUCGAAACGGUCAGUUUUGCAUACCACUAUCUUGGCAUUGUAAUGGUGUUGCCGAUUGUUCCGAUCAAAGCGACGAAGAAAAUUGCCAACAACACUGUCAUUCGGAUCAAUUCCAAUGUACCAAUAACGAAUGUAUACCGAAAUCGUGGCAAUGCGACGGCAAUCCCGAUUGCAACGAUCAAUCUGACGAAAGCGAACAUUGUCAAACGAUAACUUGUGCCGAAUACGAAUUUAGAUGCAACAAUACAGGACGUUGUAUACCAUUAUCUUGGGUUUGUGACGGCGAAGCUGAUUGCCAGGAUAACGCAGAUGAACAUAUAUCCCAAGGCUGUAAUUUCGUCAGCUGUCGCAUCGAUCAGUUCAGAUGCUUAAACGGCCAAUGUAUCGACAAGAUCUAUUACUGCGACGGAGAUAGAGAUUGUACAGACGGAUCUGACGAAUGGCAAGAUUGUUAUAAAAUAUGUGACGACGACGAAUUCAAAUGCGACAACGAUAAAUGUAUAUCCGAAGGAGCGAAAUGCGACGGAAAGGACGAUUGCGGCGACGGAAGCGACGAAGGACCGACGUGCGGUGAAACAACGAACGAAGACGGAUAUUGUAAAGGAAAAGGAUGGUUCCAUUGCAAUAACGGAGUUUGUAUUAACGAAACGUUGCUUUGUAACGGCGAAAACAAUUGCGGUGACUUUUCCGAUGAAAAUAAAUGCAGAAUAAACGAAUGUACGGCUACUCCUCCGCCUUGUUCUCAUAUUUGCGUCGAUAAACCGGUAGGGUACGAAUGUCAAUGUCAACGAGGUUUCGCAGUCGAUCCGAAAGACCAUCACCUUUGCAUCGACGUCGACGAAUGCCUGCAGAAACCUUGCAGCCAAAUCUGUAACAACACCAAGGGAUCUUACCAGUGCGGAUGCGUAGAAAAUUAUUUCUUGAGCUUCGAUAAACAUUCUUGUAGGGCCAAUUCCAGCGUUAGGGUCGAUAUUAUAUUAGCAAACAGAUAUUACAUCCGCGAAUUAGAUCUUAUGGGUCACAGUAAUCUUAUAGCACACAAUUUAACCAACGCCGUUGCUCUAGAUUACGAUUGGUCUAGUAAAUGUAUCUAUUGGUCGGACGUCACUCAAUUGGGUUCAUCUAUAAAAAGACUUUGUAAUUAUAAAGAAAAUUCGACGCAAGCUGAAAUAUUACAUUCGCCCAGUUUACAAAACCCCGACGGCUUAGCCGUCGAUUGGAUAGCGAGGAAUUUGUAUUGGUGCGAUAAGGGUUUAGAUACUAUCGAGGUUUCCAAUUUGGACGGUAAGUUCCGUCGUAUAUUGCACGCCAAAGGUUUGGAAGAACCGAGAGCUAUAGCUUUAGAUCCUAGGAGGGGAUAUUUGUAUUGGUCGGAUUGGGGUACUCGCGUACAUAUCGGUAAAGCCGGUAUGGACGGUUCCAAUCCGAAAAUCAUCAUUGAGGAUCAUUUGGCGUGGCCCAACGCUUUGACCGUUUCUUAUGAGACCGAUGAGAUCUUUUGGGCGGACGCUAAAGAAGAUUAUAUAGCAGUUGCUGAUUUAGACGGAAAUAACGUUAAAAUUAUCACUAGUAGAGAAAAGAAUCCCAAGUUACAGCUGCAUCAUGUUUUCUCUAUCGAUAUAUGGGAAGAAUAUAUAUAUUGGACAGACUGGGAGACAAAGACUGUCGAAAGGUGCAAUAAAUAUACCGGUGAAGAUUGCAAAUCAAUUUUAUCAACAGUUCAUCGUCCGAUGGAUCUUAGGAUUGUUCAUCCUCUACGUCAACCGAAAGUCAAAAAUAAUCCUUGUUUAACUGCGAACUGUUCAACGUUGUGUCUCUUAUCACCGAAUCCACCGUAUUACGUUUGCUCAUGUCCUGAGAAUUAUAUUUUGCAUUCGGAUGGUCGUUCCUGCAUUGCAAAUUGUACAUCUGCACAUUUCGAAUGUAAAACGAGCUACAAGUGCAUACCGUUCUGGUGGAAGUGCGAUACCCAAGACGACUGCGGCGACGGUAGCGACGAACCGCCGAAUUGUCCGCAAUUUAAAUGCAUGCCGGGUCAGUACCAAUGCAAAAACGGACAGUGUAUCCACCCCUCCGAUCUGUGUAACGGCAAAAACGAUUGCGAAGACGCGUCUGAUGAAGAUGAUUGCCUCAAUUACACUUGCCUCAAUACCCAAUUCAGGUGCGAUGGUAACGCAACACAUCCUCCGAAAUGUAUAUCGUCCAAACAACGUUGUAAUAAACAGAUCGAUUGUCCGGGAGGUGACGACGAACAAAAUUGUCCGCCGGUUGUUUGUCCUCCGAAUCAAUUCAAAUGUACGAACGAUAAAUGUAUACCGGCCGUAUGGGUGUGCGAUAAAGAUAGAGAUUGCAGCGAUAAUUUAGACGAAGAACAAGAUUGCGACGCGAGGACGUGCGGUCCGCAGCAUUUCAGAUGCAAUUCGGGAAGAUGUAUUCCUCAAGCUUGGGUAUGUGAUGGCGAUCCGGAUUGUACCGAAGGCGAAGACGAACCUCCAACUUGUAGUCAUCCGCAAUAUCACAGUUGCGAACCCUCUUAUUUCAAAUGUAAAAACAACAAAUGUAUACCGGGAAGAUGGAAAUGCGAUUACGAAGACGACUGCGGUGAUCAUUCAGAUGAAGAAAAUUGCACUCCACGAAACUGUUCGGAAUCGGAAUUUAGAUGCAAUAAUAAGAAAUGUAUUAGAGGUGAUAUGAAAUGCGACGGUGAAUUUCAAUGUGAAGAUCGAUCGGACGAGAUCGGUUGCCAUAUUCAAUGUAAAAACAACGCAUUCCAAUGUACCGACCCGAACAUUUGUAUAUAUUUAGAAUGGAAAUGUGACGGAGAAGUCGAUUGUCCGGACGGUUCAGACGAAGCCAAUUGCUCUGAUACUUGUCCUAACAACGGUUUUCGAUGUAAAAACGGUAUUUGUAUCAACGAACAUUGGCGGUGCGACGGGCAAAACGAUUGCGAUGACAGAUCCGACGAGCAAAAUUGUUUCUCGAACGUUUGUCCGCCGGGAAGGUUCAGAUGUAAAAACCACAGAUGUGUUCCGAUCAGUGCUUUGUGCGACGGUAAAAAUCAAUGCGGUGACGGUAGCGACGAAGACAAACAUAUUUGUAGAAGGUACGGUCUUUGUCCAGCUACGCAAUUCUCUUGCAAACAGGGCCACCGCUGCAUCGACGCCACGAUGCGUUGCGACGGUUCCCAAGAUUGCGAAGACGGAUCCGAUGAAACCGACUGCGAAACGUCAGCUUGUAAAUGGGACAGUUGUUCGCAAAUUUGCGUCGAAGUCAGACAAAAUCGAACGGUUUGUAAAUGUUUACCGGGUUAUAGACACGCCGGCGAAGGACAAUGUCAAGCUUUAGGAGAUUUAGCAGAAUUGGUAUUAGCCACCGAAGCUGAACUAAGACUUUUAUCGCCUUAUAAGAGCGGAGAUGAUGAUAGUAGUCAAAGGAAAACUUUAGCCACAGCUCCUGGAUAUAAAGUAGCCGCGGUGGAUAUUUUGUCAAGCGGUCGACAAGCGAUUGCUUAUUGGACAGAUCGACAAUCGAAACGUGUACAAUCUAUUGCUCUCCAAUUGGAAAAAGAUGGAAGAACCAAUAGGGACGCUGAUGUACCGAAAACUAUUUUAUCAAAUUUACAAGAUCCAAGAGGUAUAAGUAUAGAUUGGGUAGCGAGAAGACUUUACAUCGCCGAUGGUAAUAGACUAUUAGCAUCUACUUUGGACGGAAAUUAUUUUUAUACUUUAUUAAAAGCCAAUGCUCCAAGAGAUAUAGUUGUGGCUUCUGAUCACGGUAUCAUGUUCUGGGUGGAAUGGGGUCCACCCGCGAGGAUAGAAACGGCCGAUAUGGACGGUUUUAAGAGGAAGGUACUAGUUGAUACGGAUAUUUUAUGGCCGACAGGUCUGGCUAUAGAUUACGGUACCAAAAGGUUAUAUUGGGCCGAUCCGAAAACUAUGACGGUCGAAACGGUGUUGUUCGACGGUAGCGAAAGGCACGUCAUUAAAAACUUUGAAAAAGACGUUCGCCCAUUCAAGAUAGAAAUAUUCGAAGAAAACCUCUACGUUUCGACGUUAAACAAGCACGACAUAUUCAGAAUGAACAAAUUCGGCAAAGGCAACAUAACAUAUUUAGUACGAGGGCUAACAAGAAUAUCGGACAUAUUAAUCUUGCAAGAUCACAAACAUAUCAAAUUGAACAACACAUGUUACGACUUCUGCAACGAUAGCGAGUUUUGUUUAUUGACGCCUAGAGGCGCCACUUGUUCAUGUCCAGAUGGAUACGUCAAAGACAAUUUGACGUGUAAAGCGGCUUCCACUAAACCAACCGGUUGCUAUCUAAAUUGCCACACAGGUAGUUGUCGGAUUAUACCAGGACAAGGUCCUAAAUGCGUCUGCCCUCCGCAAUACACCGGACCGAGAUGCGAACACUACAGAUGUUCUCAAUAUUGUAAAAACCACGGUUUGUGCUUCGUUGACGUUCAUCCUACAAAAAUUGGAGAUCCAAAACCGCAUUUGAAAUGUACAUGCCCUCCACAGUGGACGGGAGAACGCUGCGAAACUCCUGUAGAUAUCUGUGAAGGAAGAUGUCACAAUCAAGGUACUUGUGUAACGUUAGAAACCGGAGUGCCUGUCUGUAACUGCGCUAACGGCUUUAACGGAUUCCGAUGCGAACACUGCGACAAACUGAACUGUUUCAAUGGAGGAAUUUGCAGAAUUAAUAAUAACAAAGAAGAAUCAUGUGCAUGUCCGCCAGGUUAUAGAGGUCGCUCUUGCGAAAUCUCCAUCUGCGGUAAACACGGUCGACCUUCGAGCGACGGUUCGAAAUGCGUUUGCGCAUCCGGUUACACUGGCGAUGCUUGCGAUCGAAACGUCUGCGAUAAUCAUUGUUUGAACGGCGGGACUUGUCGACAAGGUACCAAACAACUGGAAUGCGUCUGCAAUAAAUUCUUUACUGGCAGGAGAUGCGAAGUCAAUUUAUGUUUGGGACGGUAUCCGCCGAAAGGGUGCAACGAAAAAUGUAAUUGUAAAAAUGGCGGCGAAUGCGUUAAACCCAACGAAGAUAUCGAAGAAUUCGUCUGUCGGUGUCCCGAUACUUACUACGGAUAUAAAUGUGACAAAUACUUAUUGGGACCUACUCCAUGUAUUAACCGUUGUCUGAAUGGAGGAAUUUGCGUUCUCCCCAAUACGGAUCAACCUCCAAUAUGUCAUUGUACCAAACGUUGGACGGGAACUUACUGCGAAAGGCCCGCAGUUUGCGAAAAUUAUUGUGAAAAUUCGGGAACUUGUUCUGUUAGCGAUAACGUACCCUUCUGUACUUGUCCUAAUGGAUACUCAGGCGUUAGAUGCGAAUUGGAUGUAUACGGUAAAGAAGCGAAAAGUCAUGAAUCCAAAACUAUUGUGGUACCGAUAUUAGCGGCCCUAGCAGUCAUAGUAGCAGUACUAAUAGCAGGAUUUCUCAUUUUCGAAUACUAUUUCAAGAAACGAACGAAUUUCUCACACGAAAGAUUGGAAGAAAAUGAUUUUAGUAAUCCCAUGUAUCAAGAAAGAGAAGCAGAGAAUUUCACUCUCGAAGCCGAUAAGGCUGGAAAUUUCGCGAACCCUGUAUACGAAUCUGUAUAUAACGGACCCAGUACCGUUAGAGAUGAAAAGGCAGUACUUCUUGAACACAACGCGGAUGAAUCUGCUUUACCGCCCACCGAAGAACUAUAGUUUAAUUAAUAUUAAACAUAUCAUUUUUUUUGGAAAGAAUGUACAUCACUCGGAUGUCAAUUAAGUUUAACGAGCGUCAAAAAGUAAAACAUAACCUAAUUUAUUUAUAAAAAUAUUGAAGUAAUUUCAUUAUUCGUCUUCCAAUACAUUAAACAACCAUCUUAGGUCAUUUUAAAAUUAAUGUCCUACUUUUCUUUCUUACUGUAUAUAUUAAACGAUAUUAUAUCAUGUUAUUAAUCGAUUCGAUUUUUUCGAAAUAAUCAUAUUGAUAGAAGCGUUCUUUUGCUUUUUGACGUGCGUUUCGCAAAGCUUUCACUAUUAUAAUAUUAAUUGCUGUGACAUGUGCCAUUUUUGGGCAAUCGUUGUAAAUUUUGAGGUUAAUAUUUAAUUUCUUUAUUGUUUAUUAUUGCCCAAUAUCUUUUUGACUAACCGUCUUACAAAAAAAAAUUAUCACAAACCACUAGUCAAAUGUCGAAAUUGAAUCGAUUUGUAACGAUAAUGAGACGUAGAAUAAUCGAUCAUGGUAACAUAAACCACUUGCUAAUAUGCUGUCAGAUGUCAAAAUUGAAUAGAUUUUUGAUCAAAAUGAGAUGUCAAAUAAUCGAUAAUAUAUUGGUUAACAAAAAUGACUUGAAUAUAUUGAUAAAGAUCGAAAUUGCAUCGAUUUCUAAGCACAAUGAAAUGUCGAAUAAUCGAUAAUAAAAUAUUUAAUAGAAAUACGAUGUCAAAUCGCGUAAUCAAUUCGAUUUAUAAUCGGAUGUUUUAUUUGUUAAAUAAUCUUCUUGAAAAUACACUGUCAGAUGUCAAAAUUAAAUCGAUUUAUAACCAAAGUGAGAUGUAGAAUAAUCGAUAAUAAAUUGGUUAACGUAAAUCACUUGAAUACGCUGUCAAAUAUUGAAAUCGAAUCCAUUUUUAACAAAAGUGAAACUCCGAAUAAUCUAUCAUAAAUUUGGUAACCCCAAUCAUUUGAAAAUUCGCUGUCAGAUGUCAAAAUUAAAUCGAAAUGGGACGUUGAAUAAUCGAUAUUAAAUUUACAAACGAAGAUACGCUACGGGAGUUGAAAUUGUAUCGAUUCAUAUCAACAAAGAGACGUCAAAUAAUCGAUGAUAAAUUCGUUAACAAAAAUACGUCAGAUAUCGAAAUUGUAACGAUUUAUAACGACAAUGAGAAUAAUCGAUAAUGAAUUGGUUAUUUGUGGUUUUGUAUAUUUUUUUAAGAUGGUAAGAACUAACAAAAUAAACUCAUACGUCCUUGUAAAUAAAGUGACUGAUUAAAUCGAUUAUAUUUUGUACUAAUCUUUGCGAUAAAAGCUUUAGUUUUUUGUAUUACGAUGGUUGUGUAUGUAUUUCAUGUAAUUUUAAGGCAAUACCAAAAAUAAAAUUCGUAUUUAUACAAAACAAAAUCGCUAUAAAACUUUGGUAUGUCUUAUAAAUUAAUUCAAUCAUCAGCAUUAUAUACAUUUGAAUAUUUAAUCUUAUUUUAUCAAUAAUAGGGAGUUUUUCCCCAAUAAUUCUUGUUAUUUGUCUCUUUCAUUUUAUUUCAUCAUCAUUCUGGCAUUUCCUAUUUUUCUGGUAUAAAUUUUUCAGUAAAUUUUGAUACAUUUCUCAAUUUCUUCCCUCAUACAUAAUUUUAAUUGGAAUAUAUUCUGAUAAUGAUAAUAAAAGCGAAUAACAAGAUAAAACUUACCAUAAAGUAACACUAUUAACAAUAAACUCUUCAGGUAAGAUGUUUCCUGGUCUUCAAAAAUCAAAAGAAAACAAUAAUAAUCGAAAUCUUGUCCAAGUUCAAAUUUCCGGAACCGGUCAGAUACAGUAGGUGAACAGUUCUCCAACAAUUCGUUUGUUAUAUUCAAAAUAUUUCUAAUUCAAAUGAAACUUCCGUAACUUCAAUAAUAAAAUCAAAAAUUUCUUGCUGAUGUACCAUAAAAUCUUAUUUUUAUGGAAAUUUCCUUCUCUUAUCUUUCAGUAUCAUGAUACACUGGUGAUAGAAGCCAGAGUUAGGUCCUUGGAGAUUAUUCUUUAUCAGCAUAUCGAACUGAUGUUACAGAAUAUAGUACGUUGAGGUCUUAUCUAUAAAGAAUGCUUAUCUUUUUUCAUUUUACAAUUUUUCUUCAUCUAAACCUAUUCUUCCUUUAUCCCAAAGCUUGCUUUCUUCCUAUUCUUUUUUCGUUACAAACUGAAUCUUCCCCAACAUCAAUAAUAGAACCACAAACUGAAAUUUAAUCUACUAAAUUACUCUCUCUUGGAUUUUUAACAAAAACUUUAUUGUUUAUGGAAAAAUUCCGAAUGGGCAACAAUACGUACGUACAUACAUGCAUAUUGGUGGACACCUAGCUUAGCCACCCCCAUGGAGAGAUGAACUAUUUGACCCAAAUGCUCUCUGGACACGGAUACUUCACAAGUUCAAACAUGAAGAUUCCUCAGAGUGUCCAGCAUUUGCAGGUACCAAUGGAACACAUAUUCUUGAUAUGUUCAAGCUUCGUCAAUGCUAGGAAUCUUCAAUAGGAGUAGGAGUAACGCCUGGUAAUAAUUUGGAGGAUAUGCCGUCAAUGGAGUUUGUUUGGGUUGAGGAAACUAUGCUAUGAAGAGAACAAAAGGUGGAAGGAGCAAAAUUGAAAGAGUGGCAAUAAUUUACGCUAGAUCGUUACUCCGAGAAGUAAUAAAAGAAGUUUAUUAGUCGGUAUGGGAAUUGUUUUUACUCCGACAUAUCAGGCAGAACACCAAACGGUAAAUUUGUAUCGAAACCUCUGUCCCUGUCUUACAAAACUUGUUUUCUUCCAACAAUCAGUUAUGAACCGAAACUUUUCUCAGCAUCAACAGCAGAAUCAAAAACCAAAUGUUAAUCUACUUUUCUCUUUUGAUGGAAAAUAUCUCCUCUAAUCUCCUCCAUUAUCAUGAUAAAUUUGUAAAAGAACUUAAAGAGCUUGUUAGAGGUGGUUCUUUAUCAGCAUUUUGAUCUACUGGUACAGAAUAAGAUACCUUGAGGUCUUAUCUAGAAAUAUUGAUCAUUAUUUUUCAUUUUUUGUUAAAAGCUGCACUACAUAAUCGUGUUACUGAAUAUAUGAUUUUUAUACUGGCUCAAUAUAUGUUGAAAAUCCUAUCGACAGCGCCAAUUUUUUUCAUCCACUAAAAUUCUUUUCCAUUACUAAUCGCUUUAGGUGAUUUUACAUCAUCCUUGUAUUCUGAAAAUCUAUGAGGAUUUCAUUUAUUUACAAUACAGGAUAAGAGCUAACAAACUCCAAGUGUGAUGCACUGUAUUUCUUCUAAGUGAUAUAACUAGACUCACCUAGUUUUUGAUUCCAUUGUUGAUGGUUUUAAUAAAAAAACAAACCUCACAAAAGGAGUCUCUGAGAUGAUAAUUUAGUUCCAGAAACGUGCAUCAGAUAGUGGAAUAUUUAGUGAUAGUUUCUUGGUAGUAAACAGUGUGUUCGUCCAAAUAUUGUCAUGUAUACAAUAUAGCUGUAACUCUAUUUUAAAAGUGAAGGUUGCUCAAACAAAAUUUAGAUUGAGCAAGGAAAUAACGAUAUUAAUUUGCCAAUUGGAAAAAGUAUCCGAUAUAAAGAGACUACUAAAGAAGUUCAAUUAGAUAUUCAGUUAACUAAUAAUAAAUAGUGAAUUUCUACGAACGAUAUAUAUACAGUGUGUUUUAAUUAAAUAUACACAUAAUUAUUAUAUUUUUGAUGAUUCUUAUGUCAAAUACGAAUUAUAUUUUUGAUUAAUGAUAGUGCUCAAUUUGAAAAAAAUGAAUACUCAAAUUUGUUCGUGAUUUUGUUCUGGUAGCUAAAUUUUUUCUAUUAGAAAUAUAUAAAAGCUGCAAUAUUUUGUAGCACGAGUGGCCAAAAUUUUAAGACAAAAAAAGUCCAACCAUACAAUAUUUAGUAAGUAAUAUUUUAUAUUAUUGAUUCGUAAUAAAAAUUUUUUCUGUAUGUAUAAAAAUGAAAAUUAUAUGUGACAAAUUUAA